This is a messenger RNA of Drosophila santomea, 1935 nucleotides long. It is a transcript of the gene Ets65A, whose product is annotated as DNA-binding protein D-ETS-3. Gene Ontology annotation, biological process: cell differentiation; regulation of transcription by RNA polymerase II. NCBI's taxonomy places the organism in Eukaryota, Metazoa, Arthropoda, Insecta, Diptera, Drosophilidae. Gene Ontology annotation, cellular component: nucleus. The transcript has 10 exons. Bases 463 to 1935 code for a protein of 490 amino acids. Gene Ontology annotation, molecular function: sequence-specific DNA binding; DNA-binding transcription factor activity, RNA polymerase II-specific. The record is from RefSeq and is a predicted model, not a curated record.
AAUGCCCAAGGAGCCCGCUGCCGUCGGUGUCCAGUUGGCUUGGUGGUCGUCGCCGUCGUCGUCGUCGUCGUUGUCAUCGUCCUUGCAGUGACAAAUUUCCUUGCAUAUCCGCUCGAGGACUACGAAACUUUGGCUGCAAACAAAACCGUCAUUUGCGUGGCGCGUCGCUGUCGCGUUCACUUGUCGCAUAUCCGUCGCCAUUUUGACAAUAAUUUCAUUUCCGGUCGCCAAUUUGUACGCACUUGAGUGAGUGAUUAACUGCACCGAUUCUUAACGAUUGUGAAGUGUUUACGAUUACCCAAGUUGUUACUUUACUUUGUCCCGACGGAAGUCUGUGAGAUAGUCAAAGAGGAGUCUUAUUUUUGGAUAAACUUAAUUGCACAUACAGGCACAAUCCUGAGAGUCAAGUGGAACCCCUUGUUUAGCCAACAGCCACCCAUCGAGGCUCCCCAGGCGUGCGCCAUGUACGAGAACUCCUGUUCGUAUCAGACGGCGCUGGACCUGAAGCGAGUAUCGCCGCCGACUCUCGCCCAGGUGAAGACGGAGGAGUGCCUGACGCUUGGACAGUGCUCGCCGGACUGGACCUCGUACCGCUUCCAUCAGUCCACCUUCGAGCAGCUGAAGCAGAGUGUGGAGAAGGCCAAGGCGGCGCUGCAGGAUCGCAGCAGUUUUUUCGGGGCCAGCAGUGCCUUCAGCGACAUCUACUCGAGCCAGCGCCUGACGGACUCCCUGGACACCCUGCCCGUUCAGUCCGGGAACGGAGCCGGCAAUUGCCUCGGCCUCCCACACAAUCCCAAUGUCGGAGUGGGCGUGGCCGGAGUGCUGAACUACAAUGCGGUUAGCAGCAGUACGGCCGGAGUGCUGAGCAGCAGUGGGAACAGUGUGCAGAGACACCGGUUGGACACACUGCAGCCGCCAUCCGGGUGCUCACCAGCCGUCACCCAGCACGGCGUCAUCACGUCCAGCGCCGGACAGGUGACGUCCGGCACUCUGGAUGCGGUGAGUGCCGCUCCAGCACUUCCAUCGCUAACUGCGUCCAGCUCCUCGCAUGUGGAGCACAAAGUCAGGGCAGAUAAAUCCACGUUGGACUGCGCCACCACAUCCACGCAUGCGGCGGCGCCCUCAUCCUCGUCCUCCGCCAGCGACCAUCAGCAGGGCAGGAUCAGUGGCAGCAAGGGCAGCACCACCAGUGCCGCCGGAGGAGGGGCAUCCGCAUCAGGAGGCGGCGGCUCUGCACUGUAUUCCUCGUACAAAUCGUCGUGGGGCUCCCACAGUUCGACACAAUCGCAAGGUUACAGCUCGAACGCCCUGGGCAUCAAACAUGAUCCGCACUCACAACUACGGCAACCUGAUCCAUAUCAAAUGUUCGGACCCACCAGCAGCAGACUGGCCAGUUCAGGCUCGGGCCAAAUCCAGCUGUGGCAGUUCCUCCUCGAGCUGCUCUCGGACUCCAACAACGCCAGCUGCAUCACCUGGGAGGGCACCAAUGGCGAGUUCAAGCUCACCGAUCCCGACGAGGUUGCUCGCCGCUGGGGCGAGAGGAAGUCCAAGCCCAACAUGAACUACGACAAGCUCAGUCGCGCCUUGAGGUACUACUACGACAAAAACAUAAUGACCAAGGUGCACGGCAAGCGGUAUGCGUACAAAUUCGAUUUCCAAGGCCUGGCAGCUGCCACUCAGCCGGCAGCCAGCGAUCCCACCUACAAGUAUCAGAGCGACUUGUUCAUGACACCAUAUCACCACAGCGCCAAGCUCAGCUCGUUCAUGAGUCCGCAUCAUGGCAUGACCUCAUCCUCGGCCUCGAUCUUCCCGUCGGCCGCCUCGUGGGGCAACUGGGGCAGUCCGGCCACGAAUCUCUACCAGCCGCACUCGAUGAGCCACGUGACCCCCUCCCACGUAGCGCCCCACCUGAGCAGCUAUCCCCACUACGCAUGA